AUGGCUGCGACUUCCGGUCGUCAUGCGCUAAUUAAUUCACCGUCUGAAAGUAAUUCUCAAGCAAAACUAAUGAAUGAGCACCAAAUUGCUGUUCAUGUCCUUGCACAAUCUCCUAAAACGGCUAACAAUCGUGCAAAAGCCUCGGAAUUAUUAGAGUUUUGUCAAAUGCUUACUUUAAAAAGGUUAUUCCGAUUAAUAGGAUUUAGUAUUGCUACGUAUCCAUUAGCUUAUUUUAUUGCUGCGGCAAUAAUGACAUCCUUAUCAGGUGGUAUUUAUUUUUUAAAAAUGGAAGAUCGUGUUCGAGAUGGCUACACACCAACGACUUCAUCGUCAAGAUACGAAACUGAUGUUCUCAGGGAAUUUCUACAAUCAGUUGGUGACCCAACACUUACAACAGUUGCGCUACGUUCACGAGAUGGCGGUUCAAUGCAUCGCCUUAGGCAUUUGAAGGAAGCAGUACGUCUUCAUUCAUUUUUGAUGAGCAAUUUAACUGUUAAUUUAUCCACUCCAGAUCAACAGAUCACAUAUGAUUCUAUAUGUGGGUCCUACUGUAAUACAAAUGUCGUCAUUGAAUAUUUUUACCGUGCCUUAUUGGAUGAAAUCAAUCGCUAUAAAAUGGGUAAGCGAAAAUCGCAAUUAAUGAAUCUUUCAUAUCCGAUUGCCAAAAUUGAAGGAUUUGAUGUUCAUCUGGAAAGAAGUUUUUAUGGAGUCAAACUUCGACAAGAUCAUAUUCAAGCUGCUAAACGAAAUACAACAGUAUAUAGUUCUGAAUCUGAAUUGCAGUUGCUUUCCAAUGUCACAAAUAUUGAAUAUUUGUAUAUUAUUCUUAUGAUAUUUCGUGGGGAUAUUCCAUCAGUUGAGAUGGAAGCAAAAUUGAACGCUUGGGAAUUGGCUGUUUAUAAUUUCGCAACUAAUGAUUAUUCAAAUCCAGAUGUUGAGAUGCUCGUUCUUGGAGCUGAAAUAGUUAAUCACGAACUUAUUAAAGAUUCUCAAAAAAUGGCUCCAUAUUUCAUUGCAGGAUUCCUUGCAAUGUUCAUAUUUGUCGCUGUCACAAUCAUUGGAAGUGCUUUAUUCAAAGGUAUCAUGGAUCCAGCAAAGCUAAUUGUCGCAAUCGGAGCAACAGUUUGUCCCAUAUUAGCAAUUACUGUAACUUUCGGUUUGUGUGCACUUGCUAAUCUCAGGACUAAUACUAUCAUGCUCAUUAUGCCUUUUUUAAUUAUGGGUAUAGGUGUCAACGAUGCUUUCUUGCUGAUCCAUGCGUGGCAACGGCUGUCAAAUGAUAACAUUGUAAGGCAAAGGCUCGGUUUGGUUUUAGAAGAAAGUGGUCCAUCUAUAACUAUUUCUACUCUUACUAACGUUAUAUCGUUUGGCAUUGGUGCAUUAACUCCGACUCCUGAAAUAUCAUUAUUUUGUAUGGCAACAGCAAUGGCCCUAGGUUUUGCAUAUAUAUUCACUCUUGUACUGUUUGGACCUGUGUUGUAUUUGGCUAGCAUUAUCGAGGGAAAACGGAAGAGAACGCGAAAUUCAUCUCAGGUAUUAUCCUGGGUAAAGACCGGCUUAAAAAUUUAUUGCCGAGUAAUAACUCAUAGGAUAUUUGGUUUUGCUUUGUUGAUCGGAUCUGUAAUUUAUUGGUAUUUUGGUAUAAUGGGUACAUUCAAUAUAAACACACGUCUUGAUGUUCAAAAGCUUUUACCGAAAAAUUCACCUCUUCAAGAGGCGAAUAAUGUUGUUUCUAAUUUCGUAUGGACUGAAUAUUAUCCAGUAACUGUUCUCAUUAAUAGCCCAUUGGAUAUACGAGAAAAAUCAGUUAUGGAUGAUUUCAUUGGAAUGCUAAGUGAUUUUGAAUCUAUGGAAAAAUGUCGAGGUCAAGAUUUUACGUUACUGUGGUAUCGCGAUUAUUUAGUAUAUUGGAAUCAGUCAAUUUUAUAUGAUUUCGAUUUUUAUGAAGAUGAAAAUGCUAAGAUAACAACUGUUGUACCUAUCGUUGAUUCUACUAAGACAGGUCUUGAUUAUAGCAAACUGGAGCUUUUCUUGCGGUCACCAUUAUAUGCACACUGGAAUACUUUCAUGAAAUUAGGGUACUUUUGUAAUGAUACUAAAAUGCCAGUGGAGAGAUUCUGGUUUACUGUCGCCUAUCACAAUUCAUCUUCUUGGGCUGAUCGCAUUGAAUUAAUGGAAAAUUGGAGAGAAAUCGCGCAUUCAUAUCCCAGCCUUAAUGCUACAGUUUGGGAGGCGAAUUCAAUGUUUGUCGAUCAAAUGUUGUCGCUUAAGAUGCUCACUUUACAGUCUGCUAUUUGGACAUUUUUAUGUAUGACCGCAGUAUGUAUACUUUUUAUACAAAACCCAAUAAGCGUGAUCACUGCUUCAAUGGCCAUACUCUCGAUAAGAGUCGUUGGCUAUCUGUCGUGGUGGCAUCUCGAUCUUGAUCCAGCCACAUUUUGCGCGGUAUUAAUGUCGAUUGGAAUGUCUGUCGAUUUUACUGCGCAUAUCUCUUAUCAUUUCCAACUAAAUCAUAAGAAGGAAAUACGAGAUGGUCGAAUUGUAAAAGUUGGUUUGAAGCAAAAUCGUGAGAGGUUAGAAUUUACUUUGGGAUGCGUUGCAUGGCCAAUGCUUCAGGCCGGAUUGAGCACUGUUGUCUGCAUCUUGCCACUCAUCUUUCUUCAGAAUUACAUACCGUUGGUAUUCGUAAAAACUAUAUCAUUGGUCGUUAUUUGGGGUCUUUUUCAUGGUCUCGUCCUUUUGCCUGCUUUCUUAUCAUUAAUACCGCACUUUUUAAUAGAAAUUAACUGCUAUCGUGCUAUUUUUAAUCAGAAUUGGCCGAAUUCUCGUGAGCUUGUUAUUCGGGAACCUCUUGAUGAACAAAGCAUUGUCAAUUAUCCAGUACGAGCAGAUACAUGUUUGCUUUCAGUUAACAGCGAUUAG
This is a messenger RNA of Dracunculus medinensis (Guinea worm), 2922 nucleotides long. NCBI's taxonomy places the organism in Eukaryota, Metazoa, Nematoda, Chromadorea, Rhabditida, Dracunculidae. The record is from the annotation of a GenBank genome assembly.